Messenger RNA from Coniophora puteana RWD-64-598 SS2, 837 nucleotides. RefSeq lists its product as uncharacterized. The record is from RefSeq and is a predicted model, not a curated record. The transcript is spliced from 3 exons. Gene Ontology annotation, biological process: L-proline biosynthetic process. The coding region runs from base 1 to 837 and encodes 278 amino acids. Gene Ontology annotation, molecular function: pyrroline-5-carboxylate reductase activity. Lineage: Eukaryota; Fungi; Basidiomycota; Agaricomycetes; Boletales; Coniophoraceae.
AUGGGCGUUGCUAUCCUCUCUGGUGUUAUAGCCAGCUUACAAUCAAGGGCGUUCGAGCAAUCCUUCCCCAAGUGGGAAUCACAUACGCCUGGCACGACCACGCCUGCGAUUGAUACAGGCGAUCCAUCGCUCCCAUCACGAUUUAUAGCGACUGUGACACGCUCCGAAAGCGCCCGCAAGUUACAGGCCACUCUCGAUGCCCUGGGAGGGCUAGGAUCGUCUGUGGAUAUUGUCGUCGGCGAUAACCUGCGUGCUGUGAGUGAAGCAGACGUCGUCCUACUGUGCUGCAAACCCCAGCAGGCCUACUCAAUUCUCAGUCAAGAUGGCAUGAGCGAUGCUUUAACGAGCAAGCUCCUUAUAAGUAUUCUAGCUGGUGUCACCAUUUCUCAACUCACUUCACUGGUGCUACCUACAACGAAGGUUGUCCGUGCGAUGCCGAAUACACCUUGUCGGAUUCGUGAAGGAAUGACAGUAGUCAGCAGCCUCCCUCAAUCGGACGAUAUUGAGCUAGACCGGGACAUUAUCCUCAAGAUCUUCUCCUCGAUAGGUCGCUGUCGCUUCCUGGACGAGAAACAUUUCGAUGCAUGUACUGCGCUCUCAGGAUCUGGUCCUGCCUUCGCGUGCAUCUUCCUCGAGGCAAUGGCAGAUGGCGGCGUUAUGAUGGGUCUACCUCGAGCCGAAGCGCUGGAGUUAGCUGCUCAGAGUAAGGGUUAUAUGUUAAUUCUUGAACGCCACGGUACUGACGGAAUGGAAGCCCUGCAAGGUGCAGCUCGGAUGGCAUUGCAAGCGGGUGCACAUCCUGCCCAGAUCAAGGAUUCUGUCACAAGUAAGUCAUAA